Messenger RNA from Aedes albopictus (Asian tiger mosquito), 1118 nucleotides. RefSeq names its product general odorant-binding protein 45-like. The record is from RefSeq and is a predicted model, not a curated record. Lineage: Eukaryota; Metazoa; Arthropoda; Insecta; Diptera; Culicidae. Gene Ontology annotation, molecular function: odorant binding. Gene Ontology annotation, biological process: sensory perception of smell. The transcript has a single exon. Bases 144 to 1109 code for a protein of 321 amino acids.
UUCUAAUAAGUGUGCGAUAGACUUCUCCAAGCUUUCUAUGGUUCUACGAAUGGCAAAACCACCCAUCGUAAACAGUUUUUGGUCAGACCCUAAUCGGUCCAUGCGUGCUUUGGGUGGCAAUCAGCUCACGUAACUUGUAUUCUAUGAAUAUACCCCCCAAACAAAUACACUUCAGAACUUUUCCAAGCGCAACAGUCACGCAAAGUACUUCACUAGCGAUGCAAGUGUACGCCCCUUUAGUCAUACUAGCCAGUGCCAUCAGUGCCGUCGCUUGCCUCCAGGAGCACCGAGUCUCCUACAAAAGCAUCCAAUCGUCAACGGGCGAAUGCGAUCUCUACCUGCCGACGGACGCUGUCCGGAAGGAUUGCGGCGUCCGUUGCGUGUCGUUGGUGAAUCGAAUUUGGAACGACACCGCCGGACGCUUGUCGGAGUCGAUCAGUCGGUUCUAUGCCGAGGGUACACAAAGUACCUGCGCUCGGGAUCGUACUUUUCAGUGUUUGAAGCAGGUCUCCACUUCGAUCCCAACUAGGAACACCUGCAAACUCGCGGAAGCAUCGGUGGAUUGCUACCGCAACAAUUACGGUCAACUGGACGUUGUGAGUCCACGCUUCGUGCCGUUCUCGGAUCUUCAGCAGGUUCAGAUCUUGUCCCAGUGCGCGGAAAUGCUAGGAGUCGCAGACAAAAUGCAAUUCGUGGUGCGGAAUGGUGUGGACAGCAUACCGGAGGGAGCCUGCCUGGUGCGAUGUCUUCUGAUGCGGAAGGGCUUGUACACGGACCGGGAUGGACCGAAUUUGGACCGCGUUUCGGUGCAAUGCGGAGGGUACGAAGGUUACGAGCAGGAAUGGCGAACCAAUGUGACCCGAUGUGUGAAGGUCGUGCAUGCCGAAGGGAUCCGCGACAAAUGUGCGCAAGCGGAGCGGAUUGCCGUCGAUUGCCUUCAGAUGCAUCUUCAUCUUUACGAGGCGAAAAAUGCUAAGGCUCGGGAGCAGAUUCCGUUCGGUAUAGAGUUCUAUACGAAUGUAAAUGCAAACGCCAAUGCGGAAGCAGGGGCUACCGCUGCAGCACGAGUCAUUACUUACAUUUUCUUGUACUACACCACUUAUUGGUGAUUAAUAAAG